AUGAAUCAAUUUAAGCCAAUUUUUUUGGGAUCAGUAGAUCCUAAUUCUGAUAUGGCUCAAUAUGUGCGAGUUGUAAAUACUCAGAAAUGUAUCAGGGCUGGCGGAAAGCAUAAUGAUUUGGAUGAUGUAGGUAAAGAUGUAUAUCAUCACACUUUUUUUGAAAUGAUGGGAAAUUGGUCUUUUGGAGAUUAUUUUAAAAAAGAGAUUUGUGCAUGGGCUUGGGAACUGUUAACUGUUGUUUAUAAAUUGCCGGCCGAUAGAUUAUAUGUGACAUAUUUUGGAGGAGAUAGUGCAUCAGGUCUUGAACCAGAUUUAGAAUGUAAAAACAUUUGGUUGAAUAUAGGUCUCCCAGAAUCUCAUAUAUUGCCAGGAAGUAUGAAAGAUAAUUUUUGGGAAAUGGGAGAAACUGGUCCUUGUGGACCUUGCUCUGAAUUACAUUAUGACAGAAUAGGAGGACGAAACGCAGCACAUCUUGUUAACAUGGAUGAUCCAGAUGUUUUAGAAAUUUGGAACUUAGUGUUUAUACAAUUUAAUAGAGAAUCUGAUGGAUCACUUAAAUUAUUACCAAAGAAACAUAUUGAUUGUGGUCUAGGACUUGAAAGGUUAGUUUCUGUUAUUCAAAAUAAAAGAGCUAAUUAUGAUACUGAUUUCUUUAUUCCCAUAUUCAAAGCAAUUGAAGUAGGCACAAAAACGAGACCUUAUACUGGUAAGGUCGGCGUUGAAGAUGUUGAUGGAAUUGAUAUGGCAUAUCGUGUACUGGCUGAUCAUGCAAGAACCUUGACUAUAGCUUUAUCAGACGGUGGAUGUCCAGAUAAUACUGGUAGAGGUUAUGUGCUUCGACGAAUUUUAAGGCGGGCGGUACGAUAUGCUUCUGAAAAACUAAAUGCAAAGCCUGGCUUUUUUGGUUCACUCGUUCAUACAGUAGUGCAGUUGCUUGGUGAUGUAUUUCCGGAAAUUAAAAAGGACCCAGAUGCGAUUAUACAGAUUAUAAACGAAGAAGAAAUUCAAUUUCUAAAAACACUUUCUCGUGGAAGAAAUUUGCUUAACAGAACUAUAGAAAAGUUAGGUGGGUCAAAGAUCGUACCAGGUGAUGUAGCUUGGCGGCUUUAUGAUACCUAUGGAUUUCCAGUUGACUUAACUCAUUUAAUGUGUGAAGAAAAAGGGCUGUCUAUUGAUAUGGAAGCUUAUGAAAAAGCUAAAAAAGAAUCACAGUUAUGUUCCCAAGGUAAAACUGUAGGCCAGGAAGAUCUUUUGGCGUUGGACAUACAUGCUAUUAGCCAUUUACAGAAUAGUGGAGUACCUAUUACUGAUGAUUCUCCAAAAUAUAGUUAUACGCCGACUUCAAAAGAUAAAGAGGCUAUUUAUAACUUUGCUCCUUGUACAGCGACUAUUCUAGCCUUGAGAUGGAAUAAAGAAUUUGUAAAUGAAGUAACUUCUGGUCAGGAAUGUGGCUUAAUAUUGGAUCGUACAAAUUUUUACGCCGAGCAGGGAGGCCAAAUUUUUGACGAGGGAUAUAUGGUUAAAACAGCUGAUGAUAGUGUUGAAUUUACAGUUAAAAAUGUACAAGUCAAAGGUGGUUACGUCUUACAUACAGGGAAAGUUGAGGGUACCAUGAAAGUUGGGGAUAUAUUAUCAUUACAUAUAGAUACCGAAAGGCGUCGACUCAUUAUGAAUAAUCACACUGGUACGCAUAUACUAAAUAAUGUGUUGAGAAAAGUACUUGGAAAUGACUCCGAUCAACGUGGAUCUCUUGUGAUGCCUGAUCGAUUAAGAUUUGACUUUACAAACAAAGGUCCUAUGACUACGAAACAAAUCAAAGAUACGGAAGAUGAAAUUAAGGAUAUUAUAAAUCAAAAUAAAACUGUUUAUGCUAAACAUACUAGUCUAAGCGACGCAAAAAAAAUCAAAGGCUUGAGAGCUAUGUUUGAUGAACAUUACCCUGAUCCAGUUCGCGUUGUUUCCGUUGGGAUACCAGUGGAAGAAUUGGAAAAAAAUCCAGAUGGCCCAUCAGGUUACGAAACAUCCGUUGAAUUUUGUGGAGGUUCACAUUUACAUCAAACUGGCCAUAUAGGAGAUUAUGUUAUAGUUAGUGAAGAGGGAAUUGCAAAAGGUAUUAGAAGGAUUGUUGCUUUAACCGGACCAGAAGCUGUUAAAGCUUUAAAUAAACUCAGUGUUUUGGAAAAUGAAGUUAAUAAUAUUGCCAAUUAUAUUAAAGAUGAAGGUGAUGGAGUGAAUCAAAAAGAGAUAGUAAAGAAACUUGUAGAUCUAACUAAUGAUAUAUCUCACGCACAAAUAUCAUAUUGGAAAAAAGAAGAACUUAGAAAUAUGUUAAAAAAUUUGAAAAAGCAACUAGAUGACAAAGAAAGAGCAUCUAAAGCGAUGAUAAUAACACAGGUUACCGAAAAGGCUAAAGAAUUAUGCCUUGAAGAAAAGGCAUCUCAAGUAAUUGUUGCCGAAUUAAAUGCAUUAAGCAAUACUAAGGCUUUAGAUGGUGCUCUAAAACAAGUCAAACAGUUGCUACCCAAUACCGCUGCAAUGUUUUUCUCUGUAGAUGAGGAGGCUAACCGAAUAUACUGUCUGGCAGCUGUGCCUAAAUGUUUAAAUGAGAAAGGAUUAUUAGCUUCUGAGUGGGUGCAAUCAGUAGUUGGUGUAAUGGGCGGUAAAGGUGGUGGUAAGCCUGAGUCUGCACAGGCCUCUGGAAAUAACUCCAAGUGUGUUAAGGAGGCAAUCAAAAUUGCAAAAGAAUUUGCAUAUUGUAAGUUGUAA
Messenger RNA from Parnassius apollo (apollo), 2766 nucleotides. The record is from the annotation of a GenBank genome assembly. Lineage: Eukaryota; Metazoa; Arthropoda; Insecta; Lepidoptera; Papilionidae.